Messenger RNA from Rubroshorea leprosula, 600 nucleotides. NCBI's taxonomy places the organism in Eukaryota, Viridiplantae, Streptophyta, Magnoliopsida, Malvales, Dipterocarpaceae. The record is from the annotation of a GenBank genome assembly.
UAAUCAAUUAAAAAUAGAUCUAAAAGAAAAUAAUUUCAAUACAUGAAAAAUGCUCCUUGCACCUUCUGAAAAACAACUUCCAAAUAAUUUUUCUAGAAGUUGUUUUUCUUCCAACAAAAACAUGCAGACUUUUGCUCUGGUUGGGAACUCGAUCUUCAGUAAAAACAAGGAUUGCUCAGACAUACAAACAGAGCCUCCUUUAGAUUCUAUUGGCGACAACUCUCAGACCACUCCCUUCCCAUUUCUACUUCUUCGGCUAUAUCACAAUGCUGAACCAACAAUUGGCACUCUAGCUCAAAAUUCAUAAGGAUGAGGCUGUGGUGACUGCACCAUGCAAUACAUGUGGCUUGAAUUGGCCUGCCGCAUUUGGGCAUCAUACAUAGGCAAAAGAGUGGAGACUUGUAUGCUUUGGAUCGUAUGGUUUCACCAUGAAUUGUUAUUAGCUUUAAUAGCCUGAGUUAAAAGUUUGUAUAGAUGCCAUGUUCUGUUGUAUCUUAGGUGUCCGGAUCAUGUAUGCUUUUGGUAUAUAAGCUCCACUCAAUUAGCCUGUAUAAGCUUGAGUAUCUUUUGUACUAAAAGUAACAAAAUUUUGUUUUAUUG